Ilex paraguariensis (yerba mate) is the source of this 1494-nucleotide messenger RNA. The record is from the annotation of a GenBank genome assembly. NCBI's taxonomy places the organism in Eukaryota, Viridiplantae, Streptophyta, Magnoliopsida, Aquifoliales, Aquifoliaceae.
AUGGAUGUCAUACCAGGUUUCGAAGAUCUCAAACGUAUUCGAAUUGCCAAACCAGAUGGACAAUGUACGAUUGCUAAUGGUGAGGAAGAAGAAGAACCAGUGAGUCCUAUGGCUCGUUUGUUUCAUGAACCUGGUUGCAACAUUUAUAUCAUUACUAAAAUUGGCUUGAAAACCCAAAUUCUUGAUAUUCAUGCUUUUAAAGCCAAUCUGGGGCUUACUCUGGCGAAACACCCUCGUUUCUCUAGUUUGCAGGUUGUGAGCAAAGAAAGUGGUGGAGAGAUUAAAUGGGUUCAAACAGAGGUGGACAUGGAUAACCACCUUAUAGUCCCCCACAUUGAUUACCCUGAUGAAAAGUUUGUCGAGGAUUACAUCUGCAACCUGAGUAAAUCUACCAUUGACAAGUCGAAACCUAUGUGGGACUUCCACAUCCUCAAUGUCAAAACAUCCGACGCCGAGGCGGUAGGUGUCCUCCGCGUCCACCACUCCCUCGGCGACGGUGCAUCUCUUAUGUCUCUUUUUCUUGCUUGCACUCGUAAAACAUCUGAUCCUGAAGCUUUUCCAAGUUGUACGAUCGUGACAAAAAAAUCGAAUUUGUCAAAAUCUUGGGGGCUUGGUUUUGUUCUGAUGAUGAUGAUGAUGGUAUGGAACACAAUCGUUGAUGUGGUGAUGUUUGUACUCACUGCAUUGUUUUUGAAGGACACGAAAACUCCUCUGAAAGGUCCGCCAGGUGUUGAGAACAAUCCUCGGCGCAUUGUUCAUCGAACAGUUAGUCUGGAUGAUGUGAAGUUGGUGAAAAGAGCCAUGAAUAUUACAAUUAACGAUGUAGUUCUUGGAGUAACAGAAGCUGGCAUUUCAAAGUAUCUCAACAGGAGAUAUGGUGAGGGAAAAAACCAGGGGGAAGCGGUGAAGAAAAAUAACCUUCCGAAGAACAUUCGUCUUAGAGCAACGUUUUUCAUGAAUUUAAGACCGUCUGCAGGGAUUUAUGAUCUAGUUAAUAUGAUGGAGAAGGGUACAAAGGCCAGAUGGGGUAACAAGAUCGGUUAUGUCAUCCUCCCCUUCACCAUUGCAUUCCGAGAGGAUCCAUUGGAGUAUGUAAGGGAAGCUAAUGCGAUUAUGAGUCAAAAGAAGACUUCACUUGAAGCUAUUUAUAGUCACUGGAUUGUUAAGUUAAUCCUCAAGUUGUUUGGCAUUAAGGCUGCAGGCAAGCUUUCCCACAAGGUUUUUUCUAACACAACACUGUGGUUCUCAAACGUACCUGGACCCCAAGAAGAAGUUGCGUUUUUCGGCCAUCCGGUAGCCUAUAUUGCUCCGACUUGUUAUGGACAGCCCAACGCACUGAUGAUUCAUGUGGUUAGUUAUGUGGACAAAUUGACGUUCGUUCUAUCAGCCGAUGAAGAAACGAUUCCAGACCCACAUCAGCUGUGUGAUGAUCUUGAAGAUUCACUCAAGCUCGUCAUGGCUGCCGUCAUAGCAAAACAAACCCACAAGGUGUGA